Messenger RNA from Prunus armeniaca (apricot), 207 nucleotides. The record is from the annotation of a GenBank genome assembly. Lineage: Eukaryota; Viridiplantae; Streptophyta; Magnoliopsida; Rosales; Rosaceae.
AUGCAGAUUGACGAGGACCCCAGCUGGCAAGACCCCAUCAUCGAUUACUUGAUGAAUGGAAACUUGCUAAUGGACAAGCUCGAACCUAGAAAGAUCCAACAGAAGGCCGCGAGAUACUACAUGCACGGCAACAAGCUCAUCUGCAGAUCAUACUCCGGCCCUCAUCUUACCCGCAUAAAGUACCCUCAAACACUUGAGGUUCUUUGA